AUCGCCAAAGACCCGUAUCCCUCUCAAAUCAACACCCCAAUUUCCAUCUAGCGCGUCCCGUUUCACGCCAAACGAUAUCGCGCUUCUGAUCCAUCGGAAUUGAUUUCGAGGCAUCGAUAGCAUAGUGGCGCUGACAGGCGUUUUCUUUCCUUUUCUCCUCUUUUUCCCCUUUGCCUUAUUUUGUGCUCGUUCCUUGCUGUCAAAACCGUUAGCGCCCUGCAUUCCCGAACCUUCAUAGCGCCACGUGAACGGAGGGAUCAAAAGACGGCCACCGCGAAGCGCUAUUUCUCGGCCGUCGAAGCGCGCCGUCAAAGCCAAAGCUAUGACUCCUUGCGUGUUGGAUUGCUAACGUUACACUAUUGAGGGUGCCUCGUGCUCAAAUUGCAAUGUCGAGGUAUCCGGGCAAUCGCUAUGACGGCGAUCGGCGAUCUCGCUCGCCUCACGAUCGGUCUCCCUUCGGAGACCGUGUGGAUCGCGGCCCACAAUAUUCUGAUGCCGACCGCAGGCGCCAGCAAGCAGAUUCGCGGGGCAGUUCGAUUGGCUUUCCAUCCGGCCGAGAUGGAUUCCGGGACUCUCUCUCCGGGAUACAGCCGCCACGCGGACCAAAGGCUCUUCUCGACCCGCCUAGCGGGCCACGUGGCGGCGGGUUCAACGCUGACUUUCGCGGCGGGAGAGGCCGCGGCGGGGUUCGUGGUCGCCAGUGGCGGGAUGACAGUCGAGAUGCUGUACGAGACCGGGACGAGUACCGAGACCGACCCCAUUUUAGGACCGAGCGAAGCCGCGAACGGGAACGCGAGAGGGACAGAGACAGGGAUAGGGAUAGGGAUCGGGACCGGGAUUGGCCACGAGAGCCACGCGAUCACCGACCUGAUUUUCCCCGCGGUCGGAGGCCGACACCCCCGCCACUGCGGGCCCGCUCCCCUCUGCCUGCGCGGGAUUUUCGGGACGCAAGAGACGCUCCGCUAGGGGUUGAUGCCGAGCGGGCAAGGCGAGGAUCCAGAGACGGACCGUUGUCAGCCGGCUCCUCGAAUUCGGAUCCCAUGUUUGCACCGUCGCCCUUCCGUGGAGGAUUCGGUAGGGGCGGAGGAAGGGGCGCGGGCAGGGGCCGCGGCGAUUGGGAUCCCCGAGGGGGGAGAGAUAGGAUGAAUUUCUAUGACGAGCGAGACCGAUACCCUCCUCGGAGCCGCUCUCAGGAAAGCCGAUGGGCGCGGGAACAAGAAGACCGGGACCGCAGGGACACUAGAUAUCCGGAUUCAGCUCGAGAUCUCCGAGACGAGCGAGACGGCAGGGACAGGGAACGAGACACCAUGCGCAUGAAGCCUGAUCGAGUGUCACACGAGCCUCCCUCAGCGAAAGAUGUAUCUCCCCCUCCGCUCGCUCCAUCAGCGCCCGCCUUUGGAUCAGUCCCAAGCCGCCAACCGUCGUCCACCGAGAUACAAUCCCUCACUGGCAAGCCUCCCCCAACCGGACCAAGAGCGCUUGCCGAGGAUAGAUCAGCCUCUGCCAGCCACGGAAUCGGAACUGAGAGACCACCACCCACUGGCCCAUCGAAGCCCUCCCUGCCGGCUGGCGGUCCGGCCAUUCCAAUAGGGCCUCGAGCCCAACAGCAGAAGCAGCAACGCUCGAGCAAACAGUGGAUAAACCCUUCGAUAGCUGUGAAGAAGGCUCAGGAGUCGCCCAAGAGCGGGCGGUCACUCAGCUUUAUGUCGCAGGAACCAAGGCCCUUUUAUCGCCCGGAAUCUUCCCACUCUGAGUACCAUGGAGACUUUGAGAAGCGCCCUCGGAGCCCCGACGCAAAGUCGGAUUCGCAUGCUGCGAGUACGGAGCGAUAUGGAGGACUCCACAUCACCGUUCCUAACGAUAUCGGCUCCAAAUCCGAGAGGGGCACGCAGUCUGCGGCGGCAUCGGUUGACCGCGAAACUAGGCCUUUUUUUGAUGACGGCGGCAUGCAUAUGGAAGGGGUGUAUUCGUCAGAUCGAGCACGGCGUGAUCAGGAGGAGCCCGUUGUUCGCCAAUCGGUCAGCCCAGUCGUGUCGAAAGUUGGCGAGUCCGUUGCUGAGGCUCCGGGAAACCCCGAGAAAGUCACGGAGCCGGCAGCAGCCGAGAAGAAGCGUACCGUUAUUAUGGUCCCGUCUUCCCGCAUCCAGUUGCCAGACAGAGAAUUCACGAGCUCCGCCCCGGAUCACUCCUAUGAGUCGGAUGAUGACGAGGACUUUGACGAUUACUUUGAGCAGGAAAUUUCGAAGAAAGAGGCGGAGCUGAAGAAGCUGGAAGACGCAAUUGAUAGUGCUCCUAUGCGCAUCGUGAGACGAUAUGCGACCGUGUUACACGAGGCCAUGCUUAGCGUGCUCAACGAUAGCGUCGGUCUGGCGGACUUGAUAGGGCCCAUCCCUGAAGACUUCGUUUUUUCACCUCCCAAGCCAGCACCCGAGAUACCUGAUGACGAGAUGGCCGAUGCUGCCGGCCCGAGCCACGAGGUGCCUCCCACAGCCCGCGAACCUUCGGCGAUCCCCACUGUGGAGGGCGGUGACGACAGCUCGGCUUACCCCCCAGAGCCCCAACCUAAAGUUGAGGAGAUGGACACUGAAGGCUCGGGGCUGCCACCCGUGCCUCCCUUGGAGGAUAUGAAACCACUCGGUGAGGACGUUGACAUGCAUGAUAUCUCUGGACAGCCAACUGCCGCGGCCUCCUCGCACCGAUCGGCUUCGGUCAAUGGGUUGGUGAACGGAGACGGUCCAGCAUUCUUCCCACCUACGCUUGACCAGCCGGAAACCGGGAGAAGCAGCCCUUCCCCGGACGAAGAGAGCGAAGACAGAACAGAGGACGACGCGAGCGUCUACGGCAGUGUUGAAGUGGUGAGGGAAUAUUCAGCCACACCACCUCCUGAGGAGCUCCCAAUAUACAAUGUCAAGCCCUGGUAUCGCAGCCGGCGGGUUCGUGGUUUGGUUCACAACGAUGAGGCGUUCGAGAAGUUUCUGCUUGGUCAAAUUCUGGAGCAGACAGCAGCCACAGAGCAGGGGCAGGCGGAGUUGCGACGGGAAUACGAGAAGGACUACGAGGCGUAUUUGCGCUUCACACUCUCGGAUGAUCCAGCCGCCGUCAAAAGUCGCGAAUACUUUACGAGCUGUGGGACGCAAUCGGCGGUCAGCGGCAAGGCGGCCAAUUCCGACUCCAAACCUGAAGGGGGUAGAAGAGCGGCUGGCCGCUUCUCGACCGAACUGGACCUCGAUUAUGCUAUCAAGCAGUCAAUGCUUGAACACCAAGAGAAGAAAGAGCGGGAAGAGAGAGCACUGAAGGAGAAAUACCGCAGCGAUAAGGAGGCCGUGAUCCCUGAGAUGUUCUGGACAGAGGAGGAGAAGGAGCAAGCAUCUUUUUACGAGACAUCCGGACUGCUUCCCCUCGAGAAGCUUGUGGCUACAUGGCAAGUGGUGCCGUGGCAUGUCAACUUUACUGAGGAGGAAGCUAUCCAGUUCGAGAAGUCUUAUCUGGAGUUCCCCAAGCAAUGGGGCAGAAUUGCAAAGGAGCUGCCGGAUCGUGAUUUCGGGGCUUGCAUUCAGUAUUACUAUGCAAAGAAGCGGGAGCUCAAUCUCAAGGAGAAGCUUAAGAAGCAGCCUAGAAGGCGCAAGAAGGGCCGUGGGAAACAACGCUCCAGUGCUUUGGUAUCAGAGCUGGGAAAUACUGAAAACGAGGGUGAAGAAGCGACGCAGGAUAACGGCGAAAACGGCGAGCGGCGGCGUCCCCCACGCCGUGCCGCAGCGCCGAUAUGGGGUUAUGAGGCAACGCCGAAUGCGGAUUCCGACGGCGCGACACCAGUUCCUACUAUCGGGCGGCGGAGAGCCGGGACUACGACAGAGGCCAAGAACGAAAGCGGCCCGGAGAAGCAAGAGGUCAAGAAGGGAGGGCGGGGGAAGCGAAAAGUGGAUAAGGAGACAAAGGGCCCCAAGCCGGCGCAGACACCCACAACAACUCCUAGUACUGUGCCCGGCAAGACAGGCAGAUCGCGAGCCAACUCCAGAGUUCAGGGCCCGGAGUGGAUGUCGCCGCAAACUCCUGCCGACCUCGCGGCUCGUCCUCCCAUCCCAUUUGAGGCCCCUCCUGGGGCCAUACAACCACCCUUGGUACCGAUCCAUCAACCGCCGCUUGCAAACCCCGAGAGACCUGCGCCCCCCAUCACAUCCACCAUCUCAGAGGUCAUGGCACCGCCCUCCCUCCGACCGGAACCGCCACCGCCCCCCGGCUCGGUCGCUACAUUCGAGAUUUCGCAGUCGGCCGGGCCUGAGCGGAUUCGUACGCCACAGCAAGCGUCGAGCUACUGGAGCGUAUCAGAGACUACCGACUUCCCGGGCUUGCUACGCUCCUUCGGCACCGACUGGGCUUCGAUUGCCGGCCACAUGCAAACUAAGACGGCUACUAUGGUCAAGAAUUACUAUGUUCGGCAGACAAAGGAGGGGGGCAAACCGGAGUGGGAACAGAUUGCGAACGAGGCUGACGCCAAGCGCCAGCGGGGAGAAAAGCGGCCGCCGCCUCCGACGCCGACGCAAGGACCGAGGAAUAAGAGAUACGAUGUGCCGGCACCGGGACAACGCCCCCUUGCCGCGGCCGAGCCCGAUGAGGCGCCUCCGACUAAAGUCGAGCCGCCACCACAGGGUCAACCUUUUACGCGCUUCCAGGUGCCGAUAGCCCAGGCCGCUCCAGUAUCGCACCCGCUUGUGCAACCAGCCCAGACUGCAAUGACACCCCCGCUAGCACCAUCUGCCGCAGCCCAGCAGCAAUCGCUGCCCAGCGGGCCAGCUGUCACGCAAGCGAUGUCACCACUCACACAUCCUCUGCGACCACCGGCACCCGCCUUCCCAUAUCCGGAGCGAGAAGUGGAGCCUACCACAAUGCAGCCGACAGCGCAAGCUCAGCAGCCCGUUCGCAUCUCACAAAAACCCAUUCCCGUUGCUGCUCCUAUGCCACCUGUUUCCGAACCUGCGCCACGUCCAGCCGGCUGGACGGCAGACGUUAACCGCCAGAUCUCCCUGCUUGCACACCAGAAGGAACUUCGCGAAAGUCGCGAAAGUCGCGAUGCCCGCGAGCGACCGAGACUCGAUCUGACGCAGCGCGAGCCCCUUAGGCCGACCGAGCGGGCGCCUUUACGGGUGAAACAGGAGCCCGAACCGCAGGCGUUGCACCACCCCGAGUCUUACCCGUCAUUCCAGGCACCACAGCGUGCCAUCUCCUCCCGCAUUGAACCAGCUCCUUUGGUAAGACAGCCUGAGGCGCCUCGCCCCAUGCCUCCGACACAACAAUCAUAUGCGCCGCCUGUCCACACACAGCCUGUGCGUAGCCUCUUUGGUGAUUCUGUGCCAAUCCAACAGACUGCACCUCCAGCAACGGCCCCCAGCGACAGGCCUCUGUCGGGUAUGCAGCGGCCGACGCCCGUGUCGGUGCAGGAGCAAUAUGGCGCUGCCCCAGUCUCCGCGCCAUCUGCUCCUCAGCCUCAGAACCAGCCACAGCCUGCACCAGCACCGGCUCCAUCUCGUCCCGCGGAGCGCAAGACAAGCAGUCUCAUGGCGUUACUGAACGCUGAGCCAGACCCCCCGAAGAGGGUCGCCAGUGUGUCUUCAGCUGUGAAGCAAAGCUCGACACCACCGCCCCAGGUGUCGAUUCGACAACCGCCACCGACUUCGGCCCCGGCGCAAUCUCGAAGGGACAUUGAGGCGGGGUACCCUUAUGCUCGCAACGCUUCUCAAGCGCCGCAGUCGGCAAUUCCACCCCUCAAGCCAUACCACACUCAGUCACCGCAGCCUCAGCACAUGCGUACGCCGAGCGGCCCGGUGACGUCGAGCAUGGACCCCGCAACAACAGAAGCACAACGCGACUACUACGCCCGCCACUCGUAUUCACAACACCAGACGAGUGCAAGUGCUGCAAAUUCGCCCCAGGCACAUCAAGCUCACCAUUACGCACAGCCCGGGCAGCAUGUUCCUCCGACACAGCCAAGCCAACAAGCUCAGAUGGGAUACCCCGCUCAGCAGCAAUACCAGCCGUACCCGGUUAGUCAGCCGCACUCUACUUCUCCCACUCAGCAAUACGCGCCCCACUCGUCCAUGUCCAGCAGACGGGAACCAGCUGGUCCUAGCCGUGAAUCGUGGCCUGUUCCCCCGCAGCAAGCCGCGGCCCAGCAGCAGCAGCAACAACAGCAGCAGCAGCAGCAGCAGCUACUACACCAGCAGCAGGCUUCGUGGGCGCCAUCUCACCAAGCACCCCCUAAAACCGCGCAGCCGCCCGUGCCCGCGCAGUCGGCGUGGGGAGCUCAACAUGGCAUGCAAGCCAAACCACCAGUUAGCAGCUCGCUUCCGCCCCAGCAGCACCACGCUUGGCCUGCUUCCUCAGCCAACCAGCAGCCGCACCCUCUCAGCCUGAGAGAACCCCGAGGUGGCAGCGUCUACGUGCAUGAGACGCAGAGUCCAACAGCAGGUAUGAUCCACCACCAAUCCCAUGGCUCCCUGGGCGGCGGCGGCGGCUCCUCUCGGUAUGGACCUGGCCCUCCCCAAGAGGCCCGGCGCCCCGAGCCUGUCCCGCCAUCACAAUCUGUGCCGCCGUAUGUAAGGUAUGCGAACACACCGGGGCCCGGCCCGGUACAGGGGAGAGACCAGAGGGAUCCUGUUGGAGCCGCGGUCAGGAGUUACACGCCGGUAAGCGGGUUUGAUCCCCGUGGACCGCCGCCUCCACCGCAGACGUACACCGCGGGGCAGCAAGAGGCGAUGAGAGAAGCGCAAAUGAGGGAGGCGUGGGAAAGGGAGAUGGCGGCGAGGGAUUCGAGAGAUAUGGGACGGGACCCGCGAGAGGCGAGCAUCUUGGGGCGGCAGCUUAGGCCACAGGACCCGUACGAGAGAGGCGGUGAGAGGCGAUACUGAUUCUCGUUUUGCUUUUAAAGUGUUGAUUCUAGCUUGUGGAUGACAAAUUCGGGGCAAACCUCAGGUACGAUACCAUUGCAUGCAUGAAUGGCCGACUAGAUGGAUGGAUGUUGGCAUUGAUACUUUAGGUAGUGCUGUAUCUACUCCCUGUAGCUCUAUACCGGAUGUUAAUCGGCC
Molecule: messenger RNA, 7079 nt
Organism: Canariomyces notabilis
Lineage: Eukaryota; Fungi; Ascomycota; Sordariomycetes; Sordariales; Chaetomiaceae
Exons: 3
Coding region: 387-6902 (2171 amino acids)
Biological process (GO): regulation of transcription by RNA polymerase II
Cellular component (GO): chromatin; Set3 complex
Source: RefSeq, a predicted model, not a curated record